AUGAAUUUAUAAUAAUAAGAAAGACAAAGAGUCACUGACAGUUUAAGUUAAAUAUCUUAAUUGAGCACUAGAGCACCUACAAUAAUAAAUCAGCAGCAGGAGUCAUUGCCAUUUAUAUCGUAUACAACUGAGAAUGUUGACAGAUAAUAAAAACAAUAGGAAGAAAAUGAAAGAAAAUAGAAACUAAUGGCAGAAGCACGUAAAUUGAUGGUGCCCACUCAGGAAAAUGAAAUAAAGUCAUAAUUAAGAUAAUUAGGGUAGCCAGUAACUUAUUUUGGUGAAAGUGCUGCUGAUAGGAGGUAGCGACUUCGCUCAUUGUUAACAGAACACUUGAUGUAAUAUGGGAGAUUGCCUUAGUUUUUUAAGCAAUAGAACAAUCAUAAUAUGGGUAAUUUAGAGAAUGAAUACUUCUUAUAUGAAGGGGUUGAAUAAUUGAGGGCUGCUAGAAUAGAAAUAGCCAAGCUAUCACUUCACAAUGCAGCACUAAGAGUUGAGAAACAGAGACUAAGAAGAUUGACUGUUGAUGCUUUGUAAGAGGAUUAAGAAGUGUUGGAGGAGAUGUAGAAAGUAAACCAUUUUGCAAUUUAAAUGUCUUAAUUUGGUGAUUCUUCAGGAAUUUCUAGAUCAACCAUUAGUUCUGAUCAAAAGUACCUUGCAACUGCUGGUGGAUCUGGAGAAUGUAAAUUGUGGGACAUAGAAACCGCCACACUAAAGUCAAGUUUUUUGGGACAUUUAACAAAGUGUCAUUCUAUAGCAUUUCAUCCUUAAUCAUUAUUGACAUUAUCUCCGUAAUCUUUUGCCAAUGUUGCUACUGCAUCAGCUGAUUUAUCUAUUAGAUUAUGGACAUUGGAUUUGGAUUAGUAAGAGAUAGAGAAUUUGGGAAUGUUGUAAAAAUCAAUUGUAUUGAAAGGUCAUGAAGACAGGAUAAACAAAGUAAUAUUUCAUUAGGACGGUAAAAGAUUGAUAAGUAUGGGUUUUGAUAAGACAUGGAGAUUAUGGGAUAUCGAAACGUAAACUGAGUUAAUGGUCUAGACUGGACAUUCCAGGGCAAUCUAUUCUGGAGCCUUGCAUCCGGAUGGUUCCUUAUUAUUCACAGGGGAUUUGGGAGGAUUUGGAUAGGCAUGGGAUUUGAGAAUAGGCAAAGGCAUUUUGCCAUUUGUUGGUCAUGUCAAAGGAAUCUUAGCUAGUGAUUUCAGUACGAACGGUUAUCAUCUAGCAACUGGUGGAGAUGAUAAUUUCAUAAGGGUUUGGGAUAUAAGAAGAAGAAAUGUGAUAGAAAAGAUACCUGCACAUAUUAAAUUGGUGAGCGAUCUAAAAUUUUAGCCAAUUUAUAGUAAAUUUUUAAUUAGUUCUUCUUAUGAUGGGAACAUAAAAUUUUGGAAUUCUAGGGAUUGGAGUUUGCAUUCUGUUUAUGAGAUAUCGGAUACAAAAGUAAGAAGUGUUGAGUAUAUAUUUUAGCACACAUCGGUUUGUAUAACGAAUGAUAUAAAGACGAUGAUAUCCACAGGGUUGGACAGGAAAUUCGUAAUUUGGUAAUGA
Molecule: messenger RNA, 1539 nt
Organism: Paramecium octaurelia
Lineage: Eukaryota; Ciliophora; Oligohymenophorea; Peniculida; Parameciidae
Source: the annotation of a GenBank genome assembly